GCCCCACGUCGGGAGCAGGAACGUUUUGGCAGGCUCCACAGAGUUCUCUCUCCUCUGAUCCCACAGCAUCUGUUCCAGUUUUCCUGGCUGCUGGGGUAUGGCCGUCAAUGUGUACUCCACAUCCGUGACCAGUGAAAAUCUGAGUCGCCAUGAUAUGCUCGCAUGGGUCAAUGACUCCCUGCACCUCAACUACACCAAGAUAGAACAGCUCUGUUCAGGGGCCGCCUACUGCCAGUUCAUGGACAUGCUCUUCCCUGGCUGUGUGCACUUGAGGAAGGUGAAGUUCCAGGCCAAACUAGAGCAUGAAUACAUCCACAACUUCAAGGUGCUGCAAGCAGCUUUCAAGAAGAUGGGUGUCGACAAAAUCAUUCCUGUAGAGAAAUUAGUGAAAGGAAAAUUCCAAGAUAAUUUUGAGUUUAUUCAGUGGUUUAAGAAAUUCUUUGACGCAAACUAUGAUGGAAAGGAUUACAACCCUCUGCUGGCGCGGCAGGGCCAGGACGUAGCACCACCUCCUAACCCAGGUGAUCAGAUCUUCAACAAAUCCAAGAAACUCAUUGGCACAGCAGUUCCGCAGAGGACGUCCCCCACAGGCCCCAAAAACAUGCAGACCUCUGGCCGACUGAGUAACGUGGCCCCUCCCUGCAUCCUGCGGAAAAAUCCUCCAUCAGCCCGAAACGGCGGCCAUGAGACUGAUGCCCAAAUUCUUGAACUCAACCAACAGCUGCUGGACUUGAAGCUGACAGUGGAUGGGCUGGAGAAGGAGCGUGACUUCUACUUCAGCAAGCUUCGGGACAUUGAGCUCAUCUGCCAGGAGCACGAAAGCGAAAACAGCCCCGUCAUCUCGGGCAUCAUCGGCAUCCUCUAUGCCACUGAGGAAGGAUUUGCACCCCCUGAGGACGACGAGAUCGAAGAACACCAACAGGAAGACCAGGACGAGUACUGAGGGCACCCCAGCCCUGGCUGACUGCGCGGCUUCCCGCGCUCCCCUCCCGCCCCACCCCCCAUUAUAGUCCUUUCCUUACAGCCACGUCAGUCGGUGCUUUGUGUCAGUGCCGCAGCACUGGGGGGCCGGGCCAGCGGGGCUUGGGGGUACAAGGCGGGAGAGCAGGCAGAGGCCCAUCCGUGGCACUGGCCCAGUGGGCGGGCCCCUUGCCCGCUCCUCGCCCCUAUUUAUUUCCGUUGUCUCUAUGCUGUGUCGGCCAACACUCCCCCGGGUGCUGCUGCCACCCGCCCCAGCCAGCCACCUGCUCCUCGGCAGCCAGCAGCUGUAUAUUUGACAAAGUCAUUGGUAUAUUUUUACUUACUGGAUUUUCCUUGCACUUUACCUGUUCUUUUCCAGGGCUGACAGCUCUGGCUCUGGGGCAGUGUGCCUGGCUUGGCUUCUCUUCCCGGGGCAGGGCUGGGGCAGGACUCACCAAUUCUUAUUUAUUUUGUCUCUUGACUUCCCAGUAGUUGAGGGGAAGGCUGAUGUCAGGAGAGGGAGAUGGGCUAAGGAGGCGGCGCAGAUGGUCCUGGGGUCAGGGAGAGGGAGGGGAGCAUGCAGGGAUGGAAACCUCCUGGCACCAGGCUCUCCUACCCGAGGCCCCCACCCCAGCACCCAAGCCCGGCAGUGCUCAGGCCCCCAGCCGCUCCCUCCUGCAGCCUGGUUCACACCACACAGACUCCGAACCCUCCUGUACGUCUGUCACCCCUCUGCACCUCCCGGUCCCCGGCCCCUCGGGCACCAGCCUGCAUACGUGUUCACUUUUAUUUAAAUAAACUUGUGUGGUAAAAGUCCA
Molecule: messenger RNA, 1778 nt
Organism: Tupaia belangeri chinensis (Chinese tree shrew)
Lineage: Eukaryota; Metazoa; Chordata; Mammalia; Scandentia; Tupaiidae
Gene: MAPRE3
Product: microtubule associated protein RP/EB family member 3
Exons: 7
Coding region: 98-943 (281 amino acids)
Molecular function (GO): microtubule binding
Source: RefSeq, a predicted model, not a curated record